AUGUUGUUAAAUAUUGCUGUCACGUUUAUUACUCUAAUCAGCUCUAGUCUUACAAUAUUGAUUGCUUUCAUUUUAUUUCUUAUCUUGGUCAUUCAUCUACGACAAAAACACGAAGUUUCAGUUCUUCUUGUAGCAAAUACAUAUGCAGCUAUGAUUGCAUAUUCUGUCGUGAUUUUAUCAGAAACUAUUAUUGUUCUUAAAGAAGAUCUCUAUGGUACCACUGAUCUUACUGACCAACAAUUAAUUAAAUGUCGAUUUCUAGGUUUUCUUACUUAUGAAACAUUUGGUUGUUGUUAUAUGACUUUUGUUCUUCAAGCAUUUUAUCGGUUAACAAGAGUGGCAUUUUCAUUUAAUUCAAUUUGUAUUAUAUUUCAAUGGAUGGUUCAUUUUCUUCUACUUCUUCCAUCAUACUUUUGGCCGGGACCGCUCUAUACUUUAUAUGAAUCAGAUUAUUACUGUGGUAUUCGAUAUGAGAAAAUUCUUGGACUUUCUUACACGGUUCUGAAUAUUUUCGUGUCUCCUAUUAUUUUACUAACCGUAAUUUAUGCUCGGUUUCUGUAUUUUAUUCGUAAUAAUGCUCCUCAAUUGCCACAAGAACGACAACGAAGAAGGGCUCAACGUGAUCUCAUGAUUACUCGUCGUAUUUUAUUUACAGUCAUUGCUCUUACUUUACCGGGAUCGUUGAAUAUUACUUUCGUUAUCAUGACAAUUAUUGAUGUUCGUUUUUCAGGUUCGUUUUAUAUGUAUAGGAUUCAAUGGAUGGGUCCAGCAGUAACUUUAUUCAUACUCAGUAUAGGAAUCGUAUUUAUUAAUUCACAAAUCAAGCAAAUACUUAUAAAAUUAAAAUUUUGUGGAAAUCAAGUAGUACCAAUAGAAACAACAAGACAAGAACUACACCAACCUUCUGUUUUUCUACGAACACAAAUUCAAACUUAA
This is a messenger RNA of Rotaria sp. Silwood2, 936 nucleotides long. The record is from the annotation of a GenBank genome assembly. Lineage: Eukaryota; Metazoa; Rotifera; Eurotatoria; Philodinida; Philodinidae.